GGGGGGGGAAGGAGGGGUCUUAAGGGGCGGCGAGUCCAGGUCAGACUUCCUCAGAGCCUGGUGAUCGGCGACGCUCCCACCUUCCCCUCUAACUCGCUGCCGCCAACCUGCCCAGCGCCCUCCGGAGCCCAGGACCCGAGCAGGAUGUGGAAACGCUGGCUAGCGCUCGCGUUGGUGACGGUCGCCCUGGUCCAUGGUGAGGGAGAAACAAGGAGCAAAUCCAAGAUCUGUGCCAAUGUGUUUUGUGGAGCUGGCCGGGAGUGUGCAGUUACGGAGAAGGGGGAGCCCACGUGUCUCUGCAUUGAGCAAUGCAAACCUCACAAGAGGCCUGUGUGUGGCAGUAACGGCAAGACCUACCUCAACCACUGUGAACUUCAUAGAGAUGCCUGCCUCACCGGAUCCAAGAUCCAGGUUGAGCAUGAUGGACAUUGCAAAGAAAAGAAGUCUGUGAGUCCAUCUGCCAGCCCAGUUGUCUGCUAUCAAGCUAACCGUGAUGAGCUCCGGCGCCGCAUCAUCCAGUGGCUGGAAGCUGAGACCAUUCCAGAUGGCUGGUUCUCUAAAGGCAGCAACUACAGUGAGACCCUGGACAAGUACUUUAAGAGCUUUGAUAAUGGUGACUCUCACCUGGACUCCAGUGAGUUCCUGAAAUUUGUGGAACAGAAUGAAACAGCCGUCAACAUCACCACUUACGCUGAUCAGGAGAACAACAGGCUGCUCAGAGGACUGUGUGUUGAUGCUCUCAUUGAGCUGUCCGAUGAGAACGCUGACUGGAAACUGAGCUUCCAGGAGUUCCUCAAGUGCCUCAACCCAUCCUUCAACCCCCCUGAGAAGAAGUGCGCCCUGGAGGACGAAACAUACGCAGAUGGAGCCGAGACCGAGGUGGACUGUAAUCGCUGUGUCUGUUCCUGUGGACACUGGGUCUGCACAGCAAUGACCUGUGACGGAAAGAAUCAGAAGGGGCCCCAGACCCAGACAGAGGUGGAGGCGACCAGAUACGUCCAGGAGCUCCAGAAGCACCAGGAGACAGCUGAAAAGAGCAAGAAGGUAAACACCAAAGAGAUCUAAGGAGAGGCACACAGCACCGCGUCUGGAGCCCGGCACCUCCUCCUUUUCAGCGCGGAGCCCAGUAUACAGGAGCGUGUGCAGCAAUCACCAAAAUCACCAGUAUUUGCUUGUAUGGCCGUGAAUCUUAUUUUGUUUGUUUUGCAAUAAAGGAAAUGAGGGUGGCUGGCUAGUCAGGGAAAGCCACGCUCUUCAUUUCUGGGAGCGCUUUAAGAGAAAUGAAAGGGCACCUUG
Molecule: messenger RNA, 1296 nt
Organism: Acomys russatus (golden spiny mouse)
Lineage: Eukaryota; Metazoa; Chordata; Mammalia; Rodentia; Muridae
Gene: Fstl1
Product: follistatin like 1
Exons: 11
Coding region: 145-1065 (306 amino acids)
Biological process (GO): multicellular organism development; regulation of BMP signaling pathway; cell differentiation
Molecular function (GO): calcium ion binding; protein binding
Source: RefSeq, a predicted model, not a curated record